Messenger RNA from Labrus mixtus (cuckoo wrasse), 3055 nucleotides. It is a transcript of the gene ampd2b, whose product is annotated as adenosine monophosphate deaminase 2b. The coding region runs from base 256 to 2742 and encodes 828 amino acids. Gene Ontology annotation, cellular component: cytosol. The record is from RefSeq and is a predicted model, not a curated record. Gene Ontology annotation, molecular function: AMP deaminase activity. The transcript has 18 exons. Lineage: Eukaryota; Metazoa; Chordata; Actinopteri; Labriformes; Labridae. Gene Ontology annotation, biological process: IMP salvage; AMP metabolic process.
CCGCAGCCCCACGCCGGACCAACCAGCGUGGAAAUCCCUGCACUCAGGCACGUAGCAGUGGCACACACAUUCACAAACGUGCUCUGACUGCUAUCAAACACCCUCAAGCUCACAGCAUCUGUGCUACAUCUCUGCUCUCCUUCCUCUUCUCUUCCUCCUCCUCUCCCUCUCUCCCUCUCUGUCCUCCGCAGCUCUGACUCAUUCAGCGAUUAUUAUUUCCAAACCGCAGCAAGCCAUACCACACAACGCGGAAUAAUGUCCUCCAACCUGCCCCCCGGGACCGCAGCUGGGGCCAAAAGCAAACCCCUGUCCCCCUUCAGGAAGCGAGGCAGCCUUCAGUACACAGCCAGCACAGUUGAUCUCCGUGGUGCACGCCACCUCCUCACUUCCCAGCAUUCCUUGCCUGGUAUCCCUGUGGCCUUGAAACAAUCCAUUGAUCUGCGUACAUCCAUGGACGGGAAGUACAAGGAGAUAGCUGAGGAGCUGUUCUCCCGCACGCUGGCGGAGAGUGAAAUGCGCAGCGCUCCCUAUGAAUUUCCAGAGGACAGCCCCAUCGAACAGCUGGAGGAGAGACGUCACCGCCUCGAGCGACAGAUCAGCCAGGAUGUCAAGUUUGAACCCGACAUCCUCCUCCGAGCCAAACAGGAGUUCAUGAAGACUGACAGUGCCACAGACCUGGAAUACAUGAAGGAGCAGAGCCAAGCUUCUGACCUGCAAGAGAGAGAGCUAGUUAAAGAGAAAGAGUAUCAGCGUGUCUCGAUCUCUGGAGAGGAAAAAUGUGGGGUUCCCUUCACAGAUCUGUUGGAUGCAGCUAAAUGUGUGGUGAAGGCUCUGUUCAUCAGACAGAAGUAUAUGGGUCUGUCGCUGCAGAGUUUCUACAGGACCACCGCUCGCUACCUGCAGGAGCUGAGUGAGAGACCUCUGGACCUGGAAAUAUUUGAGGAGGAGGAGUUCCCAGAGACCACAGCCACAGCAGAUGCCACAGUGCACCCACCUGUUUCUGAAAAGCACCCAUAUGAGAACCAGGACCCUGCCAGCAUGCCCCCUGACAUGGGUUAUGGCUGCAAGAUGGUGGAUGGCGUCAUGCAUGUAUACACGGCGAGGAACGUUAUGGAAAAGAGCACAGAGCUGGAGCUUCCUUAUCCAGACCUGCAGGAGUACAUUGCUGAUAUGAACGUCAUGAUGGCCCUCAUUAUCAACGGACCAGUGAAGUCCUUCUGCUACCGACGUCUGCAGUACCUGAGCUCUAAGUUCCAGAUGCACGUCCUGCUGAAUGAGAUGAAGGAGCUGGCAGCACAAAAGAAAGUCCCACAUCGAGACUUUUACAAUAUCCGUAAGGUAGACACACAUAUUCAUGCCUCUUCCUGUAUGAACCAAAAGCACCUGCUGCGUUUCAUAAAGAGGGCCAUGAAGAAGUAUCCCAAGGAGAUUGUUCAUGUGGAGAACGGCAAGGGUCAGACGCUGAUGGAGGUGUUUGAGAGCAUGAACCUGACGGCCUUUGACCUGAGCGUGGACACACUGGACAUGCACGCGGACCGCAACACUUUUCAUCGCUUUGACAAGUUCAAUGCCAAAUACAAUCCCAUUGGAGAGUCCAUCCUGAGAGAGAUCUUCAUUAAAACAGACAACCACAUUGAGGGGAAAUACUUUGGUCACAUUAUUAAGGAGGUGAUGGCUGACCUGGAGGAGAGUAAGUACCAGAAUGUGGAGCUCAGAUUGUCCAUCUACGGCCGCUCCAGAGACGAGUGGGACAAACUGGCAAAGUGGGCCGUCAAACAUCUCGUCUACUCCAAUAAUGUGCGCUGGCUGGUGCAAGUGCCUCGACUAUUUGACGUCUACCACACAAAGAAACAGUUGUCCAACUUUCAAGAGAUGUUGGAGAAUAUCUUCAUGCCUCUGUUUGAGGUUACAGUAGACCCCGGCAGCCACCCAGAGCUGCACCUCUUCCUACAGCACGUUUUGGGCUUCGACAGUGUUGACGAUGAGUCUAAACCAGAGCAACUCAUCUUCAAUCUGGACAGUCCGCUACCAGUCAACUGGACAGAGGAGGAGAACCCGCCCUACUCAUACUACCUCUACUAUAUGUAUGCAAACAUGACCGUGCUGAAUCACCUGCGCAGGCAGCGAGGGUUUCACACGCUUGUCCUGCGUCCUCACUGCGGGGAGGCGGGGCCGAUCCAUCACCUGGUGUCCGGUUUCAUGCUAUCAGAGAACAUCUCUCAUGGGCUGCUGCUCAGAAAGGCUCCUGUGCUGCAGUAUUUGUAUUACCUGGCACAGAUCGGUAUCGCCAUGUCUCCUCUGAGCAAUAACAGCCUGUUCCUCAGCUACCAUCGUAACCCUCUGCCAGAGUACCUGUCCAGAGGCCUCAUGGUGUCUCUGUCCACAGACGACCCUCUGCAGUUUCACUUCACAAAGGAGCCGUUAAUGGAGGAGUACAGUAUUGCUGCUCAGGUGUGGAAGCUGAGCUCCUGCGACAUGUGUGAGCUGGCCAGAAACAGUGUGCUGAUGAGUGGCUUCUCCCAUAAGGUUAAAAGCUCAUGGCUCGGCCCAAACUACAUCGCAGAGGGGCAGGAGAGCAACGACAUCAGACGCACAAACGUUCCUGACAUCCGUGUGGCUUACCGAUACGAGACCAUGUGUGAGGAGUUAAAUCUGAUCACACAAGCUAUCCGCACAGAUGAGCUGGAGACCAUUGAGGAGGAGGGGAGUCUGUGUAUGGGAGCUGUGCAGGGAGAGAAAUGAACAUGCAACGACACUCUACAUUCCCUGUCUGCUCAUGGGGACUUUGUAUGCAUAUCAACAUAUCACACCUUCAAGGAGACGAACACUUGUUACAAGACGAUAUGAGAGUAACUAUCAGAGAGGACCUACAAUCUGUGUACCCAGUGUGUUGAUUUCCUCUAGUUUCUCUGAAUCAUGCUGUUUAAUUUCUCAUGGUGAUUUCACCAUGUCUUUUCAUCUAUUUAUUUUAAACUAUUGUUGUUAUAUGUAUCUGUCCAAAGUGUGCAUAUACUGAACAAUAUAGACAUUCAAUUCUCAAAACAUUGAUGAAACU